This is a messenger RNA of Maylandia zebra (zebra mbuna), 1767 nucleotides long. It is a transcript of the gene gbx1, whose product is annotated as gastrulation brain homeobox 1. Gene Ontology annotation, molecular function: RNA polymerase II transcription regulatory region sequence-specific DNA binding; DNA-binding transcription factor activity, RNA polymerase II-specific. The record is from RefSeq and is a predicted model, not a curated record. Gene Ontology annotation, cellular component: nucleus. Lineage: Eukaryota; Metazoa; Chordata; Actinopteri; Cichliformes; Cichlidae. Gene Ontology annotation, biological process: regulation of nervous system development; regulation of transcription by RNA polymerase II.
AGGGGACAGAUAGAAAGAGGGAGCGUGUGUUUAUGUCUCAGUGUGUGACAAAUAAGAGGGAAAGGGUAGCGCUGGUGCACACAACAAAGCGUCCGACUGACUGAAGCAUUUAGAGCGCAGAUAUCCGAAGAAGAGGUCUACUUCCAGGGAUGACAACACAGCAGAGGAUCUACUUUCAAUUCACGCUCUCUUUAAACUGAAAGUUUUGCUCGUCGUCGACGGAAGGACAUUUGCUUUCAAGUUUUCACCGAACAAAAGUGUUUGCCUGCAAAAUGCAGCGACCAGGCGGGCAAGGGACGGCGUUUUCAAUCGAUUCCCUGAUAGGGACCCCUCAGCCCAGACCGGGACACCUGCUCUACACGGGCUAUCCUAUGUUCAUGCCAUACAGACCUUUGGUUAUCCCACAAGCUUUAUCCCAUUCUCCUUUAUCGUCUGGUAUACCUCCACUCGCGCCAUUGGCUUCUUUUGCGGGACGACUCACCAACACGUUCUGUGCCAGUUUGGGACAGGGGGUGCCGUCCAUGGUUGCGCUCACAACAACGAUGCCAAGUUUCUCGGAUCCCCCGGACAGUUUCUAUCCACCACAAGAGCUGCCUGGUCCACGUUUAAGCGCUGCCGACCCGGGAGCGAGAAGGCAAGAAAGCCCACACUCCGAGGAGCUGCACAGCCGGGACAAGAGCUCUGAGAUGCUCAACUUCUCGGAAACUUUUCAGACAAUAUCAGGCGAGACCAAACUCUACAGUUCAGACGACGAGAAGCUGGACCUAAAAUCAGCAGACACAGUUUGCAGCGACCGAGAGGACAGCUCCGCGGACAGCGAGAACGAAAGUUUCUCGGACGGCAACAACUGCGGCGCCCUGUCCCAGAAGAGCAAACUAAAAACGGGCUCGCAGGAGGCGCUACCGACCGGCAGCUCAGCAGGGAAGAGCCGGAGGAGACGAACAGCUUUUACCAGCGAGCAGCUACUCGAACUCGAAAAGGAGUUUCACUGUAAAAAAUACCUUUCUCUGACUGAACGCUCCCAGAUCGCACACGCACUCAAACUGAGCGAGGUGCAGGUGAAGAUCUGGUUUCAGAACCGUAGGGCCAAGUGGAAACGGAUCAAAGCGGGCAACGUCAACAACCGGUCGGGAGAACCGGUGAGAAAUCCCAAAAUUGUGGUCCCCAUCCCGGUGCACGUCAACAGGUUCGCUGUGAGGAGUCAGCAUCAACAAAUAGAGCAAGGGACCAGGCCAUGAACUGAGAUGAAAAUCAAAAAAAAAAAGAAUAUUAUUAGAAACACUUGACUCUAGGUUCCACUGAUUUGUUGAACGCAUGAAGCACAAAAAGGAUGUUCCAAUUAUUUUGUCUGAGGGAGAAGAGGAUUUACUCACAGACAGACCAAUUAUUUGGCAAUAUGCUCUCAUUUUUAUUUAUUGUUUCUGUUAAUAUGUAAAUAUAAAUGGGUAAAAACUGGUACAAAUGAGCACUAUGAGAUGCGACUGUAAAGAUUUUUUUAAGUAUUUAUAUGUAGGGCCAAACUGUUUUGUUGGUUAUGUGCAUGUCCUCAUUUGAUGAAGCUAUUCUGGAUUUAUUUUUUUUGUUUGUUUGUUUUGUGUUUCGUACAAUUUGUUGGAGACAUUUGCAUGUAACUUAAGGCGUUUUUUGUUUGGCAAGUGUAGAAACCACCUUUUAAAGCUAUUUGUGGAAGAACAAAAAAAAUGUGAAGGAAUUAACGACCAAACAAGAGACAACUGUAAAGUAUAUUGACCUAAUAAAUCGCUUUAU